Molecule: messenger RNA, 2593 nt
Organism: Drosophila innubila
Lineage: Eukaryota; Metazoa; Arthropoda; Insecta; Diptera; Drosophilidae
Gene: Hrb98DE
Product: heterogeneous nuclear ribonucleoprotein A1
Exons: 5
Coding region: 149-1243 (364 amino acids)
Molecular function (GO): RNA binding
Source: RefSeq, a predicted model, not a curated record
AGUACGCCGAAAACGGUCUGGCAUCUCAGCAAGCAUUACUUUUCACUUUUAACUUUUCAUCGCUAGCGAGUGUUACGUUUUCGAGCAGCGUUGUGCUAAAAGUUUAAUUACAAGUUAAUUAAUUUGAAAAAUAUAUAAAAAAUAUAAAAUGGGUGGUCACAACGAUCAAAAUGGAAACUCCAAUGGCCAGCACGAUGAUGAUUCCAUCACCGAGCCAGAGCAUAUGCGUAAAUUGUUCAUCGGUGGUCUUGAUUACCGCACAACCGACGACAAUUUGAAAGCGCAUUUUGAGAAAUGGGGCCAAAUUGUCGAUGUGGUCGUCAUGAAGGAUCCCCGCACGAAGCGCUCUCGCGGCUUCGGCUUCAUCACUUACUCCCACUCCAGCAUGGUGGACGAGGCCCAAAAGGCGCGUCCCCAUAAAAUCGACGGUCGCGUCGUCGAACCCAAACGCGCUGUACCACGUCAAGAUAUCGAUUCGCCAAAUGCGGGCGCCACUGUCAAGAAACUGUUUGUGGGCGCUCUGAAGGACGACCAUGACGAGGAGAGUCUGCGUGAUUACUUCCAGCACUUUGGCAGCAUUGUGGACAUCAAUAUUGUCAUGGACAAAGAGACAGGCAAAAAACGUGGCUUCGCCUUUGUCGAGUUCGACGAUUACGAUCCCGUGGACAAAGUUGUGUUGCAAAAGCAACAUCAGCUCAACGGAAAAAUGGUGGACGUGAAGAAAGCAUUGCCAAAACAGAAUGAUAUGGGCGGUGGUGGCGGCGGUGGUCGUGGUCAGGGUGGACGUGGUGGUGGCGGUAAUCGGGGUGGAAAUAUGGGCGGUGGUAUGGGCGGUGGUGGUGGCGGUUUUGGCAACCAGAACGGCAACUGGGGCAAUCGUGGCGGUAACAAUGAUAACUGGGGUGGUAAUAACUUUGGAGGCGGCUACGGUGGCGGCAACAAUUGUUGGGGCAACAACAGCGGACCAUGGGACAACCAGUGGGGCAACAAUGGCGGUAACUUUAGCGGUGGUGGCGCCGGCGGCGGCGGCAACGGCAACUGGGGAAAUAAUGGUGGCAAUGAGUUCGGUAACUACCAGCAGAGUUACAGCGGAGGACCACAACGAGGUGGCAACUUUGGCAACAGCCGCAUGCAGCCUUACCAAGGCGGCAACUUCGGCAACAAAGCAGGCGGUGGAAACCAAGGCAAUUAUGGAAACAAUCAGGGCUUCAAUAAUGGUGGCGGCAACAAUCGCAGAUAUUGAGGCGCCCAGAAGAGGUGGUAAAUUAGCAGUGGCUCAGGCUCAGUUUAUGCCCAAAAGUCAAAGUCAAGUAAACGAUACGCAAUUCAAUGAUAUGAGCAACAACUCAUAUACCUAAGAAGUUUUCCGAGAACAACCACAAUACAAUACCAAAACAAAAUCAUGAUCAUGACAGAAGAGAAAUAUCAGGAUCAGUGCAGUGCAGUCGUGAGAUUGGUUCAGUCGAAAGUCAGUACAAGUACAGUACAGAGCAGAGAGCGAGCAGUGUGUAUGUGUGUGAGUGUGUGAUCUAUCGAUAAGAUUGAUCAGAAAAAAAAAAAAUAAAUAAAUAAAAGCAAACAGCAGCAACAUCACAUCUCAGCAGCUCAGAGUUACAGAACUUGAAAUACAGUGAAGAGAGAGAGACAAGAAGAGUAAGCAGAGCAGCAGCGAUCCUCACACAUACGCAUCUCAAUCAGCAGUACACGUACACAGCAGCUGGCCAGGAUUCAAUGAGAGUAAUUUGCACAGUUACCAUAAUACUUAUGAUUAAAAAUUAAUUACCUACCUACCUAUCUACGUACACGUCAAAAACCAAUUCAAUAUUCAAUUAGCAUAAUAUUUAUAUAUUCAACAUUUUAUAGCAAACCCAAAAUAAGCAAAGCAACAUUGUAAAAUAGUUUGUCAUAUUGAAGUUGAUCAGCUAAUUAAGAUAAAGCUAACAAAGCAAAAAACAAAACUAAACUUAUAAAACAAAAACCAAUCAUCAUACAUAACGAUGUCAACAAACCAAGUUAAACUUUGUAUUCUUUUAGCCACAUUGCUUAACAACUUCUUUAGUAAACAAUAAUUUUAGUACUAUUUAUAUACAACAACAAGAAAAAACUAAAGAAAGAACAAUUUCAUGGCGGCAGCCCCACCCCCCAGUGGUUUAACGGUUGCCGCACAUAAUUUCUGAUAAUCAGUGCAAAAUUUACACAAAUCUAUAUAUUAAAAAUAUGUAUUACUACUUUUUCACUAGGCUUAAGUUCUCAUAAUUUUAUGAAAUGAGUAGAGCGCGUGUUCAUUUCUCACGAAACGCGUGCUGUAUUAGCAUUAAAUAAAUAUACAUACUAAUAUCAUAGCUGGUUCCGUGCGAACCAAGGAUUAAGUAAUGAUGAUGAGGAGCUUCUGACGCUCAUUUUUUGUAAGCGACAUUGACGACAUUCAACAUAAAUAUCUCCCCAAUGUUUAGUUGUAACCAAAAUGAACAAAAAUUAAUUGUAAUCGAUACCUUUUAGCAGUCUAUCUAUAAAUGCAGUUGUGAGAGGUCAGCGCAAUUAAGGAUUUUAAUAUGUUAACGAAAUUUACAUUAAAAUGUAGCAAAGAAAGAUA